Molecule: messenger RNA, 2108 nt
Organism: Sorghum bicolor (sorghum)
Lineage: Eukaryota; Viridiplantae; Streptophyta; Magnoliopsida; Poales; Poaceae
Product: aluminum-activated malate transporter 1
Exons: 6
Coding region: 71-1423 (450 amino acids)
Biological process (GO): malate transport
Cellular component (GO): plant-type vacuole membrane
Source: RefSeq, a predicted model, not a curated record
CAACCAUUUUAAAGCUAGCCCGCCAACAGCUUUAGCAGCCGCUUGUACUCAGGCGUGUAAUUGAGCUGCGAUGGAGUCUUUGACGACGGAGGAGGGCAACAGCAAUGGCGGUGGCGGUGGCGGAGGUUUCUUGGCAAACUGCCGGGAGCAGCUCCGCUGGGCGCUGGACAGGCUCAUCAUCAGCAGCAGGGGCACGGCCGUCGGGUUCGUCGGCAAGCUAGCCAAGAUCGCCCGCGACGACCCCCGGCGGGUGGCGCACUCGCUCAAGGUCGGGCUGGCGCUCACGCUGGUGUCCGUGCUUUACUACGUGACACCACUGUUCAAUGGCUGGGGAGACUCCGUCAUAUGGGCCGUGAUCACUGUCGUCGUCGUCAUGGAAUUCACAGUUGGGGGCACGCUGAGUAGAGGCCUGAACAGAACUAUUGCGACGUUGGUAGCCGGUUUCCUCGCCAUCGCAGCACAUAUGGCGGCCAACCUCUGUGGGGAAAAAGGGGAGCCGAUACUGCUCGGCGUGUUCGUCUUCUUAGUAGGGUCGGCAGCGACGUUCUCGCGGUUCAUCCCGGAGCUGAAGGCGAGGUACGACUACGGCGUGAUGAUUUUCAUACUGACCUUCACCAUGGUGGCUGUGUCGAGCUACCGCGUGGACGAGCUCCUGGAGUUCGCGCACGAGCGGCUCACCACCGUCGCCGUCGGCGUCACCAUCUGCCUCUUCACGACCCUCUUCGUUUUCCCGAUCUGGGCCGGGGAGGACCUCCACAAUCUCGCCGCCGACAGCCUCGAAAAACUGGCGGAGUUCCUUGAAGGAAUGGAAUCUGAAUGCUUCAGAGAGAACUCUCCAUGUGAAAAUUUAGAAGGCAAAGCCUUUCUUCAGGUGUACAAGGGUGUCCUCAAUUCCAAGGUCAGAGAGGACUCUUUGUGCACUUUUGCUAAGUGGGAGCCUAUUCACGGAAAAUUCCGCUUCCGCCACCCAUGGGGCCAAUAUCAAAAGCUCGGCGCUCUAUGUCGCCAGUGCGCUUCUUCAAUGGAGGCUCUUGCUUCGUGUGUCGUAGUCCUGAAAAAGUCUCAGUAUCCUGAAGCCAAUCCAGAGCUAUGCCUGAAACUUAGAGCUACAUGUGGUGCAAUGAGUUUGCACUCUGCAAAGGCGCUCAGAGGGCUCUCGUUGGCAGUUCGGACUAUGACUCUACCAUGUCAAACCAACGACAUGUCUACAGCGGCCAAAGUUGCAAGUGACUUCAGAACCCAGUUAUCAGAGGAUGCGGCUCUGUUGCAAGUGAUGCAUGGGGCCGUCGUUGCAUCUCUUCUAUCCGACGUAGUUAUUCAGAUCGAGAGAAUCACAGAAUCUACUAGCAAGCUAGCACGGCUUGCCCGCUUCACAAACCCUGAAAGGCCCCCAAGUGCUGUGGUUAUCAACGUAGAGGAUUGAUAGACAGAAUCAAUACUCCCUCUGUUUUCAAAGUAUAAGUCAUUUUAGUUUUGUUCUAGCUAGCAAAAUCAAACUUGUCUAAUAAAGUUAAGUAAGUCUAUAGAAAAAUAUAUUAACAAUACAAUAUCAAAUAAAUACACCAUCAAAAUGUAUUUCAUGGUGUAUCCAAUAUGAAUAUUGUAGAUGUUUGUGUAAUUUUUCUAUAAACUUAACCAAAAAUAGAUAAGUUUGACUUACAAUAAAACUAAACUAUCUUAUAUAUAGCUUGAAAUAGAGGGAGUAUCUCAUUACAGACUUGGAUAGUUGGAUACAUGUUUAUCCAUUAUCAUUCAUACCGCAGUCAAACCAUGUCAGCUUUACCUUGUUUUAAGCCUUGCAUGUCAUUACUUUCCGUCUGUGCUUGCUGAGUUCGACAUGAACUCACCCUUGCUAUAAUAAUUAAAGGUUGCUCGGACGAACAAGAGUACAAUUGUAACUUCCCUAAGGACUACCCUGAGUCACUUGGUUGUUAGGCUCGUGUGAUUCUGCCGUCGACCUUCCUGUGGCAAGGUGGUCCUGCUACGUCGGCGCCAAUAGUCUCACUUUUUGUUAUGGAACAAUUUAGUUUAUGCUUUCUGUUCGUACUUUGAUCCAAUGGCUUGUAAUAAUGAUAUAUUAUACUCUUUUAUGUAAUUCGUUUGAACAC